Messenger RNA from Benincasa hispida (wax gourd), 3183 nucleotides. The record is from RefSeq and is a predicted model, not a curated record. NCBI's taxonomy places the organism in Eukaryota, Viridiplantae, Streptophyta, Magnoliopsida, Cucurbitales, Cucurbitaceae.
CACCGCCAUAGAACUCAACAGUUACACCGACCUGUUCAACACUAUACUUCGAUUCUGCUCUUCGAAAAGGAACAUCGGCUCUAACAAUUCCGUCUCCGUCUACCAAAACAACCGGAAAUGUUUCAAAAAAGGUCGGCAUACGGCGUACAAAAAGUUCGCGCCCUUCUUUAUCUCUAAAAACAGGGUGUCCUAACCACCCAACAGCUAUUCCAUCCCCGUUGUCCAUGGAACCCGCUCUGAAUAAUCCACCUUUUGCGGGAUUAUUCCCGAUAUAAUCAUAAAAAGCUAAUUUUUCAGGAAUUUUAGACCAAGCUUCUGAUAAACUUUGAUUUUCGGCUAACCCGGCACUAACUCUUCGAUAUAUUUCUUGCUGGAAGUAUCCCUGAUCCCAUUGAUAACGAGUGGGCCCAAAUUAACCAUGUUAAAUUGUCUUUGCUUACCAAGGCUAAAAAUGUCAAUUAAAAGAAAAAGGAGAAACCUAGCCUAAACUUCUUCUUCCUCUUUACCUCGUAACCGCCGAACCCCCCUUCUCUUCAGAUCUUCUUCGCCGGCAACCUCCAUGAGCAGCAGUCGACGACCACGGAGGUAGUCGCCACCCUCUCUACCACACGUUGACGACAUUACCCACACAACAAACCCACGCAUUUGAGAUGUCUCUCUUCCUUGACGGCUUACAAACCCAAGUCGACGACCCCGUUCCUCCGGCGACUGACACAAGUAGACACCUACAUGGACGGUGAGUGUUCUUCCUCGAUGAUCUAGUUACUCGCCAGUGGGUUUUUGACCCACGGAUCUGACGUGUAUCAUGAGUACGACUUCGAACGGCUGCGCCUGGUCUUCAUAGCAUUCUUUCUCCCCGUUUUGACGAGUUCUGACAUUGACACACGUUACAAGGAAUCAGUUCCCAGCUGGAAUGAUGUUGGCAGGAACCGAGAAUGAAUAGCAGAGAACUUCACUGCCUUGCGUUAUUCAGGAAAUGCAGAUCUCUUAGAAUCGUGAAGCAAAUCCACGCAUUUACAUUCAAAAUAGGCUUAAAUUCCGAUCCAUUAGUCGCUGGAAAGCUUCUUCUACAUUGUGCAGUCACACUUCCUGAUUCUAUUCACUAUGCUCGACGCGUCUUCCUUGACAUUCGAAACCCAGAUGUGUUCAUGUACAACACUCUCAUCCGUGGCCUUUCCGAUUCUGAAACUCCCUCCAGUGCCCUUCAACUGUUUGUUGAAAUGCGUCGCAAAUCCAUGGCUCUACCCGACAGCUUCUCUUUUGCUUUUUUGCUCAAAGCCGCCGCCUGUUGUAGGGCUCUGACCAAUGGGUUGCAAUUACAUUGCCAAGCUAUUGGUUAUGGCCUGGAUACCCAUCUUUUUGUUGGGACAACGCUGAUUAGCAUGUAUGCUGAAUGUUCAAGUUUGGCCUUUGCACGGAAGGUGUUUGAUGAAAUGAUUGAACCGAAUAUUGUUGCUUGGAAUGCCAUUGUUGCUGCGUGUUUUAGGUGUGAGGACAUUGAGAAUGCUGAGCAAGUGUUUCUUCGUAUUCCCAUUAGAAAUUUGACUUCGUGGAACAUCAUGCUUGCAGGGUACACAAAAGCAGGUGAGCUUGGGUUAGCUAGAGAGGUAUUUAUGAAAAUGCCUGUGAAAGAUGACGUUUCGUGGAGUAGUAUGAUUGUUGGGUUCACUCAUAAUGGCGACUUUAACAAUGCUUACGCAUUUUUCAGGGAUAUGCGACGGGAAGGGAUGAGACCAAAUGAGGUAAGUCUCACAGGUGUGCUUUCUGCAUGUGCACAAGCUGGGGCAUUCGAGUUUGCAAAAAUCUUACAUGGGUUUGUUGAAAAAUCUGGCUUUCUGCAGAUUAUUUCAGUGAAUAAUGCACUGAUUGAUACUUACUCUAAAUGUGGGAAUUUGGAUAUGGCUUGUUUGGUCUUUGAUAAUAUGCUGGAAAGGAGCGCCGUCUCUUGGACAGCCAUGAUUGCGGGGCUCGCAAUGCAUGGCUACGGGGAGGAAGCAAUCAGAUUAUUUAAGGAGAUGGAAGAGUCUAAUAUUAAGCCCGAUGGCAUUACCUUCAUAUCCAUCUUGUAUGCUUGUAGCCACGCCGGAUUAGUUGAUUUGGGAUGUUCUUAUUUUUCUAGGAUGGUAAAUAUUUACGGUAUUGAACCCGUCAUUGAACAUUAUGGUUGCAUAGUUGAUCUUUAUGGUCGAGCUGGUAAGCUGCAGCAAGCUUUUGACUUUGUGUGUCAAAUGCCAAUUUUACCGAAUGAUAUUGUCUGGAGGACUCUUCUUGGAGCUUGUAGCAUUCAUGGUAGCUUAGAUUUGGCAGGACAAGUAAAGAGACAACUCUCCAAACUUGACCCCGAAAAUUCUGGAGAUCAUGUUCUUUUGUCAAACAUUUAUGCUGUUGCAGGGAAAUGGAAGGAUGUUGACACUAUAAGAAGAUCAAUGACCCACCAUAGACUUAAGAAAACUCCAGGUUGGAGCAUGAUCGAAGUUGAUAGAAUCACAUAUAGUUUUGUUGCAGGAGAAAAGCAAAACGACAUUGCAGUAGAGGCACAUCAAAAGCUAAGGGAGGUAAUGUCAAGACUAAGGAUAGAAGGAGGUUAUGUACCAGAAGUUGGAAGUGUAUUGCAUGAUAUAGAAAUAGAAGAGAAGGAAGACUCUGUUUCACAGCACAGUGAAAAACUAGCAGUAGCUUUUGGGAUAGUGAGGCUACCGAGAGGAAGAGCCAUAAGAGUGGUGAAGAAUUUAAGAAUUUGUAGGGACUGUCACACUGUAAUGAAGCUGAUUUCUAAGGUCUAUGAAGUAGAAAUUGUGGUGAGAGAUAGAAGUCGCUUCCACUCUUUCACACAUGGUUCUUGUUCCUGCAGAGAUUACUGGUAAUUAGUCAAGAAAACUACACUUGAAAUUAGCAUCCUAUGUCAAAAGGGGAAAGCCUGCUAAUGAGCUAAUGUUAGAAUCGAACCAGAAACUAAUAGCACUGCUUAAUCAAUGGAAGUGCCAUAGAACUUUGGUAGCAAAAGUUAGCAAGACCAAUGAAUAUUGAAAGUAAUAUAUUCUUAGAAUGUUACAAUAAAGGGAAUUCAAAUCUAUAGGGUAAAAAAAACUGAACGGUUCCGUAGCUUGUUGGCUUAGAGAUUGGACUAAAAUUCAAUCUAUAGGGUAAAAAAGGAGGCACUAAUGUUUGAGCGUGUGAACCAUA